Molecule: messenger RNA, 2659 nt
Organism: Owenia fusiformis
Lineage: Eukaryota; Metazoa; Annelida; Polychaeta; Sabellida; Oweniidae
Source: the annotation of a GenBank genome assembly
CAAAGGUGUCAAAGGCAUCAAAGUCUUCAAAGUCGAAGGGCAAGAGAAGAAGAAGAAGAUCGAAAUCAAAGGGAUCAUCCAAAGAGACAUCCAAAGGAACAUCUAAGGGAAAAUCUGCAAAAUCAUCUGGUGUUGUUGAUCCAACACCUACUUAUAAAAGGACAACCAUUAUUAAGAAGAGAUGCAAGAGAGAGAAUGCGUGCAACACGGCAAUGUUGAAUAACCCAACCCAAUGUAACCCAUUGUCCCCAUCCCCUGUCUGUGUGUCAUGCUGUACGGGACGAAGGUGUAAUUUCGCCUUACCAUCCAACCUGCCGUAUCCAGUGAAUCGCAAGAAGAGGGCUGCUACAUCCAUAUAUGAUCAUUGGAAUAACGAGGAGUUUAUAGUUGCUGAUGAUAAACCAGCCUACUGGAAUGGCACUGUACCAACAUGUAAUGAUGUUGAGCCCCCUGUAUUCACACAUUGCCCCAAGGAACUGAACGCGACCCUGACCUUGAAUGGACCCCUGCCAGUAGACUUUGUAGUCCCCACAGCAACUGAUAAUUCGGGGAUAACACCUACUAUUACAUCAAUCCCUGCUGGGAUUCAACCACCUUAUGUUUUUGAGCAGGAUGGCUAUGUUGUAUAUGUGGCUACAGACAGUGCUGGAAACCAAGCUAACUGUACAAUCAAGAUAAACCAUCUAGAUGGUAUCCCACCCAGAGUACAGUGUCCUCAAGAGAAAGUUGUUGAUCUCCACAACACUACAAGCUUCGUUGUUCCCGCCCGUUUCCCCGAUGUAAUUGCUACAGACAAUGUAGGUGUAGUGAGGGUUGUGUAUGACCCUCCUAAUGGCACCAUCGUCCAAAUGAGACGUUACUUGACUGUUACCGUUACUGCUUAUGAUGAGGCUGGAAACCAAGGAGCAUGCAGUUUUAACUAUGAAGCCAUUCCCGCUGGGUGCCCAGAAUGGAGUUUGCAAAAGCCAGAAAACGGGGACCGAUCAUGUUCGGCAACAAUUGGUGGGGCAACAGGGACAGGUUUUAGUUGUAAUGUGAGAUGCCCUCGCUAUACAGACUUCGUAACGGACCCUGCAUUGCAAUAUAUCUGUGUCUUCGGUGGAACAUGGGAGCCACAUAACUAUGUACCAGAUUGCACCAAUCAGUUAUUCCCUGGCUAUGCUUUGGACUAUUUCCUACAAAUUGACACUGGCGGCCCAGUGGACAUGACGUGUCUUGAGUUGUACAUGAACGCUACUAGAGAUGCCUUAUUGCCAAUCUUGGAUUCCAAUUUAUGUGACCCAUAUGCUAAAAACUUUGCAGUGAACAUUGAGAGACUUACUGCCACUGUUGAGGGCAGUGUGAUAACUAUAUCUUUGAGAGUGUUAAUCACAGUGGUUGAUACAACAGGAAUUAGCCCUAACUUUGUCGCUUGGUGCGGAACUCAAAUCUCCACAGCAGUGCAGGCAUUCAACCCAGGAGGCAACUUCGUGAUUGUGAUCAACAGUGGCAGUUGUCCUGACGGGACUGUACAACCUCCUGUAACAGAGGAGAAUAAGGAAUAUGUCUGCCCCGCAGGUCAUAUCUUCCGUGGGUCACAACAAGCUGGUGGAUACUGCUUGAUGUGUCUUAUGGGAACAUACGCCAACCAGACAACCAAUGAGUGUAUCCCAUGUCCAAAGGGACAGUAUAACGAUGAGAAAGGAUUGCCUGAAUGUAAAGCUUGUCCUGAGGGGACUUCCACGCUUGAUGUAUACUCUAGAAAUGUCAGCGAGUGCAUACCUAUGUGUAAUCCUGGUGAGUACUCCAGCAACACCCUCCAGCCUUGCGACCAGUGUGCAAUCGGCUUCUACCAACCGCAGUUGGGCAGUACUCAAUGCAUACAGUGCCCAGAUGAGAAACAAACAGCAACCGUAGGAAGCACUGCACUCUCCCAAUGUAGAGAUGUAUGUAUCGCUGGAACGAUCAGUAGCGAUGGUCUCUCACCAUGUGAAGAAUGUCCCUUACAUUUCUAUAUGCCAGAUUCUGGGGCAACUGCUUGUAUUGAAUGCCCAGCUGAUAAGAUCACUGAGAAAACAGGAAGUUUCUCAAAUACAUCAUGUGUUGAUGGCAACUUCUGUGAUGACCACAUGUGUCAGAAUAACGCUACCUGUGUAGAUAGAGGGCGCUACUAUACCUGUACAUGUCCCGCGGGAUUCACAGGAGUCAUGUGUCAGACGAAUAUGGAUGAAUGCGCUCCCGAGCCAUGCAUGAAUGGAGCAACAUGUAUAGAUGGCAUUAACAGUUACACUUGUAAAUGUGCCCCAGGAUAUGAGGGUGCUAACUGUGAGGAAAUAACAGACAACUGUGAUCCAAGCCCAUGUGUAAAUGGACAAUGUAUCAAUGGAAUCAACUCAUUCAAAUGCAACUGCAUCCCAGGCUAUCAUGGCGAAAGAUGUGAUGACAAAAUUGAUGAAUGUGAUCCCCAGCCUUGUCAAAAUGGUGGCCAGUGUCUUGACCUGUUGAACUUCUACUUAUGUAACUGCUCAAAUACUGGCUACGAUGGUAGAAACUGCACGGAUAAAAUUGACGAGUGUUUACCCGAGCCUUGCCUCAAUGGCGCCACCUGCACAGAUCUUUUGAUGGAUGUUAAUUGUACUUGUCCUCCCGGCUAUGAGGGGAAAUAUUGUGGAACAGAGAU